This is a messenger RNA of Dissoconium aciculare CBS 342.82, 2922 nucleotides long. RefSeq lists its product as uncharacterized. The coding region runs from base 325 to 2730 and encodes 801 amino acids. Lineage: Eukaryota; Fungi; Ascomycota; Dothideomycetes; Mycosphaerellales; Dissoconiaceae. The transcript has a single exon. The record is from RefSeq and is a predicted model, not a curated record.
GAUCUGACCGAUGCCUGUACGUGUGUGAGCAAGAAAUGUUGUUGAUUGCACAAUGCACAUCGUAGAAGCCUGAGGCGCCUAGCGUGGUUUCGGGAUGGCAACGGAAUGCCCUCCGCUUUGUUUGUUGUGGAACGCCAGCAAUGGAGAUGACGAAAGCAUAAAACAUCCCAUGUGCUGAUCGAGUGCUGAUAUUAUUUGCCCAGAGCCCAGCUCAUCCUCGCCGUUCAAUUCAUCAAUCAAAUCGAAAAGAUACAUUGCUCUACUCAGAGUGUCCUGCUAAAUCCUUUCGCCACCCAGAGUUCCGGCAUGGAUUAAUCCGCCAACAUGUCUCGCUAUCGUUCGCUCUCAGGAGCUUGGGUCGACGUUGAAAAGCAACGCAGGAGUAGCAGUGGCUUCUCGGAAGCCAGGCCUCGCGCAUCAUCACGGGCAGAUUUUGACUCGUUUCGACCAACACUAGAACAAAGCACAAGCACCGCCGUCCGACCCCCCAAAUAUGCCUAUCAUCUUCCUCGGCGGCGCUUCGGGCGCUAUUUCACUCUGGCAGUCAGUGGUAUGCUGUUGCUGUUCAUGUUCUAUCUGGUAAGGUCAAGUUGGACGAGCCAGUCAGAGCUUCGUUUGGGUCUGAGGAAACGGCCGCCCCGACCUCCGGCAUGGGAGUCAUUUCCAUUUUUGAAGAGAUAUCAUGGCGGAAUUAGGACCCUCGUUUCAAGAGGGGAUAACAAGCCAGAGUAUCCUGUUGAAGGUGAUCAAGAAGUACAGCGGCUAGUGGAUGCAGCUGUGGCUCAGCAGAAAGAGAGUGAUGCGAGCCUGGAAGGAGCCAAAGGCUUCCAAAAACGACAAGGCGGGUUCCCUCGAGGCAAGAGAUUCAAUCCGUAUCAAAGCUCGACGAUCACCAACGAUAGUGAAGCCAGCAGUGGGCCUGUCCCUUGCUUUCUCGACGAAAAGAGCAAGUUGAGGAUACCGGAUCUCUUAUCCUAUGCAGGCGUCCCCGAAGGUUUUCCAGAUCCUGUAAUGGGCUCGUACGAACUUCUGGGUCUGCGAGAAGACGUUUGCUUUGAACGAUAUGGUCGACUUGGACCGUACGGCUACGGCUACAGCAAAAAGUAUGGAGGAAGCGGUGUCGGUAUGGAGGGUGAAAAAGAAGGCUCAGAGGAUGUUUGGGGCGAUGAACUCGAGAUUGAUUACAGGAAAAUCAGCUGGGCCGCAGCUCAGGAGACUUGUAUGAAGAAAAAUGAGGGCAGAUUCAGGGUGAAUUCGAAGCAAGCGCCCAGCCAUUUUUCCGUGUCCUCUGCUGGAGACGACGCUCAGCUUGAUGCUCGGGAAUUGGAGGUAAGGAAUUCCACCACACAGCCGGUCGUCGAGGGACCAAAGCUCAAUCGGACGGCAAUCAUCAUCAGAACCUGGACAGGUUAUGAAUACGAUGCCGAAGACAUUUUCUAUCUCAGAGCACUCAUCACCGAGUUGACACUACAAUCCGGCUCCAAAUACGUUGUUCACUUUCUUGUUCACGUCAAAGAUGAUAGCCUCAACAUUUGGUCAGAUGAAGCUCAGUACCAAAAAGUCCUGGACAGCGCCUUACCCGUGGAAUUUCGAGGAAUGGCCACGCUAUGGUCUGAGAAACAAAUGGAGCUGGUGUACAGCGGAGUCCCUAAAAACACGUACCGCGAUCUGCCCGUGCAUGGAGCCUACAGAAGUACUUACAUGCCGGUACAGCACUUCGCCCACAUGCAUCCGGAGUAUGAAUUCUUCUGGCAUUGGGAAAUGGACAUUAGAUAUACGGGACACUACGGACAUUUGUUCAACCAGGUCUCGCAAUGGGCCAAGCAACAACCCCGAAAGGAGCUUUGGGAGCGCAAUGGCCGCUUCUACAUUCCUUCGGAACAUGGCAGCUGGGACGAUUUCCGACACAUGGUGAGAGUACAAAUCGAUCAUGGCACAGCCAGCAAGCAAAACGUAUAUGGCAAGUUGGCUGGCGAUGCUGGCUCAACUCAUCCGCUUGACGGUGCAAUGCGGCGACCUGAGACACCAGUCUGGGGACCGCUGCCACCUUCCAAUGACGGCGAUAGCACUGUUGACUCGGGUUCUGAUCCACGUCCCUCAACAACGCACGACAAAGACAAGUACAGCUGGGGUGUUGGCGAAGAAGCCGACCUCAUCACUUUCAACCCCUUAUUUGACCCUCACGCAACCAACUGGAUCCUUGCCGAGGAUGUCACUGGCUACAAUACUUCAGGCGGUUUUCCACCACGACGAACGGCCAUCAUCACCGCUUCACGCCUGAGCCGACGCUUGCUCGAGACGAUGCAUCGCGAGACCUCCAUCCAGCACCACACCAUGUUCUCUGAGAUGUGGCCGGGAUCAUGCGCUCUACACCAUGGCUACAAAGCCGUCUACGCGCCUCAUCCGGUCUACAUCGAUCGCGCCUGGCCGACUUCCUAUCUCGCUGCGGUGAUGAACAAUGGACGAAAUGGCGCUGCUGGCGGUGCACGUACGUCUGUCUUCAGUGAUGAGAGACAACACAAUUUCCGCGGUACCACGUGGUAUUACGAUGCCGGCUUCAGUCCCAAUCUGUGGAAACGUUGGCUGGGCUACAAAGUGGACAACGAUGGUGGUGAAGAAUGGGAGUUGGCAAACGAAGGUCGCAUGUGUUUGCCGGGCAUGCUGUUGCACCCAGUCAAGCAUGUUGAUAUGGUUUACGAACAUCUCGAAGGCGAGAGUGGUCUGUACUGAUCGGUAUGAGUUACAUAUAUGAGGUCAUUUUCAUGUUGAAUACAUUUUUAUUCUGGGCCACGGAAGCCCCUGUCACGAAAUGUACACAAUUAUAAUGACGAACAAUAGAUCUGCCCACGUCCAGGCUCUUCAUUCCGCCUGACCAAGGUUUUCUACCCAAACUCCACAUCUGAGAUACAUGUAGCCAGACAG